Selaginella moellendorffii is the source of this 1763-nucleotide messenger RNA. RefSeq names its product pentatricopeptide repeat-containing protein At5g16860-like. Gene Ontology annotation, biological process: RNA modification. The transcript has 2 exons. The coding region runs from base 19 to 1674 and encodes 551 amino acids. Gene Ontology annotation, molecular function: protein binding; RNA binding. The record is from RefSeq and is a predicted model, not a curated record. Lineage: Eukaryota; Viridiplantae; Streptophyta; Lycopodiopsida; Selaginellales; Selaginellaceae.
GACAUCUCCAGCUGGGCAAUGCAGCCAUGGCCGGUGGCUUCAUUCCAGCACUCGAGCAAUGCAAGUGUGAGAGGUGUCGCGCUCGUGCUGUCGCAGCUCAAGUCCUGUAGAGAUAUAGGCGAGGCAAGGAAAAUCCAUGCUAGUGUUAUUGACAAUGGUUUGGAAGACGAUCUCUACGUUGCUAGCAGCCUUGUCACCGUCUACUCCAGGUGUGGCAGUCUCGUGGACGCCAGCAAAGUGUUCCACAAGAUGAAGCACCGCGACGCCAUUGCAUGGAAUGCGCUCAUUCGAGCAUAUGCUGUGAGCGGGCAUUUUUCCGAAAGAGCUCUGGAGCUUUUCCUUGCCAUGGAAGCAGAAUGCGUGGCGAAUGGUCGCACUUUCGUCGCGGUUCUUAAGGCCGUCACGAGCCUUGCUGAGGAAGAAGGAGCAAAUCCCUGGAAGAUGACAAGCUUGGAGAGGGGAAUGGCGAUUCACGCUCGAUCUCGAAUGCAAAACCUCGUCUUGAGGGAUUUUUACGUUGGAAGCAGCCUCAUCGACAUGUACUCCAAGUGUGGGAGCAUGCAAGAUGCGAGGCGAGCCUUCGAAGAGAUGGAAACACUCGACGUGGUUUCAUGGAACACACUGAUGCUGGGAUAUGUUGACAACGAUCAAGGUGAGAUUGCUCUGGAGCUGUUUGAGUCCCUCGAGUCCAGCUCUCACGUUUCCUCGUGUGCAGCAUCAAACUCUCGGACUUUCGUUGUAGCGCUGAAAGCUUGCUCAAACCUUGCGAGAAAGGAAGAUGGAUGUGAGCUCGGCGAUGGAGAACUUGUCAAGGUGAAAAGUCUCGAGAAAGGCAUGGCACUGCACUCAGAGGCUGCAAGGAGGAGCUUGGUGGACGCACGCACUGCCUUCGACAACAUUCAAGAGCGUCUCCGGGACUGUGUUUCAUGGAACACUAUGCUUCUCGGGUAUGUUGAAAGUGGUGAAGCCCACUUGGCUCUAGAGUUAUACCAGGAGAUGGUGUCUGGUGAUCUGCAAUGCAGGCCAGAUCUUUGGACGUGCUCCUGUGCACUCAAGGCCUGUGCGAUCCUUCCUUCAUUGCAACUUGGAAAAACGAUCCACCGCGAGAUUCACAGGCGUGGAUUUGAGCCUGACAGUGUCCUGCUCACUUGUUUGCUCGAUCUCUACGGCAAAUGUGGCAACAUGGCUGCCGCUCAGCAUGUUUUCGACUCCACGUCCUUGAAGAGGAACUUGGUAAGCUGGAAUGCGCUACUGGAAGGUUAUAGUCAAAAGGGAGACUCCACACUCGUGUUUGAAGAGUUUUAUCAACUGAUAGAUGCAGGAUUGAAGCCAGACAGUGCAACCUUCUUGUCCAUUCUCGCUGUGUGCAACCACUGCGGCCUCGUCAAGGAGGGGAAGCUUUGGUUGCAGCUCAUGUCUUCCUGGUAUGAAGUCCGGCCAAGCACGGCUCAUUACCAUUGUGUCAUUGAUCUUCUUGCCAGGGCGGAUGAGCUUGACGAGGCCAUGAUCAUGAUGGAAGAGAUGCCUGUCGAAGCUGAUAAUAUAACAUGGAAAAUUCUCUCGCAAACUAGCAAUAAGAUUGAUCACGCACGGACGGAGUGCAAGCACGUCCACUCCAAAGUUCCGGGAAAAAAUGGCAUUGUGUGGAUGAGCUCUCUGGCAUCGUCCAAGUAGCCCGACCUGGCUAGAAGAUCGACUAGACAGCAAUAGUGCUGCCUCGUGGAUUGGAUCCCAAAGUCGCCCGCCAUCGACAGAAAGUAGGA